AUGGCCCAACUCCAAUUCCCGCACUUCCGAACGUGGUUGAAGGGAUCUACGACACUUGUGCGCGAGAUGCAUCCACCGAACGAGCUUGGCGAUGGACCUCGCACACCUUGUGAAUUCAUGCCGCAGUCAACACCUCCAGUCAUGAUCCUAUCAUCAACUUCGAGGCGCACGCAUCGAAGCGUGGAUGAGCGCGCAGUGCGGCUGCUUUCGUCAGUCGCCAAUAGCUUUCGGGAUGAUGACGAGGACUACGAUGACAUACGCGAGGCGGAACACAACGACUGCUCAUAUCUCGACAUCAAUCAAACGCCUAUGACGCCGCCGAUGACACCGGUGACGCCUACGACCGAUACUUCGCUCAGCUCAAUUUCCUCCAUGUUCUCAGUCGACUGCUUCAAGAGCAUUAGGUUGUACUCGCAUUUCUCGUCACAAGCGUUCUACACACUUCUGGCAUUCGUCCUUUCCCUCUUGACCUGUUUCCUAGUGGUGGCGCUUUUUGGGGUUGAGGGCAUGAAGAUCAUACUGGGAGGCAUGGUCUGGAAGUCUUGGGGUAUAUUGGCAGCUCUGAGUGAUGUCUUAGAGAUUGGAAUAGAAGGUGCUGGAUUUAUCUGCGGGCGGGUUGUUGGGCGAUUCGGACGGGGAUUUGAAAGGGGAUAUAGCAUCUGA
Molecule: messenger RNA, 663 nt
Organism: Cucurbitaria berberidis CBS 394.84
Lineage: Eukaryota; Fungi; Ascomycota; Dothideomycetes; Pleosporales; Cucurbitariaceae
Exons: 2
Coding region: 1-663 (220 amino acids)
Source: RefSeq, a predicted model, not a curated record